AAAAAGCCGACGAUGUCCAAGGUUAUUAUAAAAAGCAAAAUGAUUCGAAUUUCUACAACGCCCUAAAAGAAGUGUACAGCCGCAGAUCUUCAGGAUAAACCCCCCACCCCCUCUUAAUUUCAACGGGAACACUCUCGUCGCAGAUAAAGAAAAUUGUGGAAAGGUCGGCAAAGAACUUUGAAAUUCCCUUCCACCUUCAAUAAUAAGGCAAAUUUGUCUCCUCAAGUGUCAUUCCACGAGAGACCGGGUGACCCUCCCAGCAUGCUUGAGACCCAAAAAGUUAUACGCCUUCAAUCCAAUGGCAGUGCAUUGUCAACUGUCGCCAUCCCAGCUGAAUGCUACAAGCAGGGAGGGACAACCAUUACUGCAAGGCUCAACAAGAUGUUUCUUCGUAAGUGGGAGCAAGAGGCGAUUUCCCAGUCAUUCAAAGACGCUUCCAUCAUGCAUGUAUACACGUGCAAAGGAAACAUACAGGCAUUGUGGACUAAGCAAGAAACUAGGAACCAUCGGCAUGGACUUUGCUGCCAGGUAGCUCCAAGAAAACUGCAUGAACAAAACACUAAUCUGUUCUCAACCUAUGUCGACCUAACAAGAGCUUUUGCAAUUGUAAGCAGAGAGGGUCAGUUAAAGAUCAUGGCCAAGAACGGAUGCCCACGGAUAUGCAUUGUCCUGUAACAAUAAAGCCACGAAGGGAUGAAGAGUUCAGGAGAGCGGAGGAUCAUCCAUUUCCUGUUACAAACGGGGUCAUGCAAGGCUGCGUCCUGGCACCGACAGUGUUUAGCAUGAUGUGUUCCACCAUAUUCACAAACGCUUUCAGAUACCAGGAUGUUGGUGUUAAUCUGAGAUACCGCAUAAAUUGUUCAAUAAUUCAACCUUUUGUUUAUUCUUGAACGAAAGUGCAAAUGUAUCCAUUGUUGAAAUUAUAAUGCAAAUUGUAACCUAAAAUAAAAAUUGUAUUCAGUAUAUACUUGUUGUGCAAAAGGUUUAGUUGUUGAAAAUAUGGUUUACAUAGCUCACAUACAUUUAUAAUUCAU
Dreissena polymorpha is the source of this 1034-nucleotide messenger RNA. RefSeq lists its product as uncharacterized. Lineage: Eukaryota; Metazoa; Mollusca; Bivalvia; Myida; Dreissenidae. The transcript is spliced from 2 exons. The record is from RefSeq and is a predicted model, not a curated record. Bases 262 to 675 code for a protein of 137 amino acids.